Paramecium primaurelia is the source of this 2240-nucleotide messenger RNA. The record is from the annotation of a GenBank genome assembly. NCBI's taxonomy places the organism in Eukaryota, Ciliophora, Oligohymenophorea, Peniculida, Parameciidae.
AUGGAAGCAGAAUUUAAGUGUCGUUUUGAAACACAUGAAAAUGAAUCAAUAAUAGGAUUUUGUAUGAAUAAGAAUUGCUCAAAACCUUCUUAAUUUUGUUUAUAAUGUUUGAAAACAUUUCAUUAAGAUCAUCACGAUGAUUGCAUAGGAUUUUAGGAAUUGUAAAAGUUGAUUGAUCAAUUAAUUCAAUCUUAAGAUGAGCAAUCUACCAUUUCUAAUAAUAUUAAGGAACAAUUUAUGCAAACACUCAAUACUAUAUCCAAAAAGUUUCAAUCAGAUAUUUUUAUAUUAAAAGAAAUAGAUCAACAAUUGAAAAACUAAUAAUAUUAUUCUUUAAAAUAAUAAAUACUAUUUAUUAAGGACCUCUUCUCAAUUGAGAAAGAAAAGAAAGAAUUUAAAUUACCAAUUAAAUAUCAGGGAUCAUUCCUAAUUGAACUGGAAAAGUUAAUGAAAGCUUUUAAAGAAUAAGAAAAUUCAUAAAAUGAAUUGAAAGAAAAGUUAUUUGAAUAAGGUAAUUAUUUAAAUAUCAUAAAUUAUUAGGAAAUGAAUUAUUUGAUAAAGGUUUGUAUGAAGAGAUUAUAAACUUGUUUGAUAAUUCAUAAAUAUAUGAUUGUAAGGUGUAUAACUUAAAGGGUAAAAUAAUAAUAUGAGUUGUAGGCAUGGCUUUAAGUAAAUUGGAUCGUUAUAACGAUGCUAUAAAUUGUUAUGAUUAAUCCAUUAAAGUCGAUCCAGAUUAUAAUACAGCAUUUUAUAAUAAGGGUAAAUAUAAUUCUUUAAUUAGGCAAUGCAUUAUUCAAUUUGGAUCGUUAUGAAGAAGCCAUUAAAUAAUAUGACCAAGCAAUUGAUAUUAAUCCAUAUGAUAGUGAUGCAUUUUAUAAUAAGGGUAUUUAGUUAUUUUUUAUCUUUUUUAAUUUAGGUAAUACAUUAUUAACGUUGAAUCGCUCUGAAAAUGCAAUUGUAUGUUAUGACCAAGCAAUUGAUAUUAAUUCAUAAGAUAGUGAUGCAUUUUAUAAUAAGGGUAAACAAUUUCAAUAAUAUAUAUUGAUAGGUAUUGCAUUAUUCAACUUGUAACGUUAUAAAGAAGCAAUAUAAUGCUAUGAUUAGGCAAUUAAUAUUAAUUCAAAUGAUAAUGAUGCAAUCUAUAAUAGGAGUAUUGAAUUCUUUAAAUUAAUUUUACUUAGGUAUUGCGAUAAGAAACUUGAAGCAUAAUUAAAAUUCUAUAGAAAAUUAUGAUCAAGUCAUUAAGGUUAAUAGAAGACGGGGCGACUAAAUUUAAAAUAAGGGUAUAUUAAUUUUAUAAUUUAGGAAAUAAUUUAAGAAAAUUGAAUCGUAUUUAACAUGCAAAAAGAUUUUGUGAUUAGCCAUUUAAAAAAAAUCAAAAUUAUAAUAUAUUAUUCUCUGAUCAUGCAAUUAGAGUAAAUUCAAAAGACAGCAACGCAUUUUAUAAUAAGGGUAAAUAAGUUUUUGUAACCAUGUAAAUUAGGAAAUACAUUAAUCAACUUGAAUUUUUAUUAAGAAGCAUUAAACUUCUAUUAUAAAGCUAUAAAAAUCAAUCCAAAUAACAGCUUGGCAUAUAAUAAUUAUGGUAAAUUAGUUAUUAAAUUUCAAUUUUAACUUAGGAGUUGCAUAAAUACAAUUGAACAAUUAUGAAGAAGCCAUAUAAAAUUUUAAUAAGGCGAUUAGAAUCAAUCCAAAUUAUAAUGAAUUUUAAUAUAAUAAGGGUAUUUGAUUUACAUUAAAUAUAGGCAAUGCAUUAUUCAAUCUAAGGCAUUAUUCAUAUGCAAUUUAAUGCUAUGAUGAAGCCAUUAAGAUAGAUUUAACUGAUAGCCAUUCAUUUUAUAAUAAAGGUAAAUAUAUAUCUACACAUUAUCUUAGGAAAUGUGUUAAGUUAAUUAGAAAAGUAUUAUGAUGCAAUUAAAUGUUAUGACAAAGCAAUUGAAAUCAAUCCAGAUUAUAGUGAUGCAUUAAAUAAUAAAGGUAAAAGAAUUCUUUAUAUGAAAUUUAGGUAAUGCAUUAUUUCAUUCAAAUCGGUGUUAUGAAGCUUUAGAAUGCUAUAAUUAGGCUUUAACUAUCCUGAAAAAUGCUUUUUAUAUGAAGAAUAAAGGUAUCAAAUAUUUGCUACUUUAGCUGAUGCACUAUUUUAUUUAAAUCGAAAGGAAGAAUCUAAGUAAUGGUAUUUGUAUGCAAAAAAUGCAGGUUAUGAUGAAGAUAAAAUUAGUUAAAUAUUGGAAAACUUUUGA